AUGUUUGUAGAAAAUAUAAUUGCAUCGCCUGGAAUUUGGACCCGACACACUGGUGUCCCUGAAACAGAAGGAAGCAUCGCUUUAUUACCGUCAACUAGUGGCCAUCAGGAGACUGGAGGCAGCGUCCUCGCAGCUCUACAAGGAGAGAUAUUUGAGUCCUUCAACAUGGCCCAGCUGUGGAAGUUGCCCGUGGUUUUUGUCUGCGAGAACAACAACUAUGGCAUGGGCACAAGCACCUGGCGUUCAUCCAGCAAUACCAAGAACUACACGAGGGGUGAUUACCUGCCUGGCAUUUGGGUUGAUGGCCAGGAUGUGCUUGCCGUACGCAGCGCCACAGAGUUUGCCAUCGGAUAUGCCCAACAGUGUGGUCCAUUGGUUCUCGAACUCUGCACGUAUCGUUAUGCGGGGCACUCAAUGUCUGAUCCUGGCACCAACUAUCGCAGUCGCGAGGAAGUGCAGGAGGUGCGUCGUCGUCAGGACGCCAUUCAGCGUUUCCGCAAGCUCUGCCUCGAACAGAAACUGCUCCCGGAAAAGGAACUCCUCGCGAUUGAGCUGGAUGUCCGCCGUGAAAUGGUACUCGCCGUGAAGGCAGCUAAAGGCGAUGCUGAAUUGCCUUUGUCGCAUCUAUGGAGCGAUGUCUAUGCCGAGAAAGAAAUCCUAGGUAAGCUGCGAGGUGUUCUUGGCCAGGAUCUGUCUCACGUGAGAACAACUAAAGGCAGGCGUCAGGAGCAUAAAUCAUCAGCUUAUGAUAGGGCAACAAAUUAUGCAGCUCAAUAGAUAUCUAAAUUGAAAUAUAUAUUUUUUUUUAAAUU
Molecule: messenger RNA, 812 nt
Organism: Drosophila innubila
Lineage: Eukaryota; Metazoa; Arthropoda; Insecta; Diptera; Drosophilidae
Product: probable pyruvate dehydrogenase E1 component subunit alpha, mitochondrial
Exons: 2
Coding region: 1-777 (258 amino acids)
Molecular function (GO): oxidoreductase activity, acting on the aldehyde or oxo group of donors, disulfide as acceptor
Source: RefSeq, a predicted model, not a curated record